AUGGGCGAUCGAACCGUCCUGACCAGGCACUGCUGGGGAUGCGGCACCGCUCUGAACGUCCCCAAGCUUCCCGGCGGCGGCGAUAGCCCCGCGUUCAAGUGCGUGUGGUGCGAGGCCGUCAACGAGACCGCCCCGCGGAGCAGGCACGGCCGCGUGCGACGGAACCUGGAGCACGCGUUCACGCGCUGGGGCGGGCGCGUCCUCGUGGCGGGCGUCGUCGUCAUCGCGCUCGCCGUCGCGCGCGCCCCCGUCGCGCGCUUCGCGCCGGUCGUCUACCCGGAAUCCCCCGCCGCGCGCCUGGCCAUCGCCGCGCUCACCCUCGCGCUGCUCUUCAACGUCUUCUUCAAUUACUACCACGCCGUCGUCGCCGAGGCCGGUUCGGUGGCGCACCUUCCCAGGCCCGUCAACCCGAGGCCGUUCGACGACGACACGUGGGAGUCAUCAGAAUCGGAGUCGGCGAUGACGAGGGGUACCGGCAUCGCGGACGGACCGGAGCGGACGGACGCGCCGGAGGUGACCCGAGGGGUCUUUGCCGGGUGUCGUUUAUGCGUCCCGUGCGGACGGGCCAAGCCGAGGGGCGCGCACCACUGCCGAACGUGCCGCAAGUGCGUCGCGGGCAUGGACCACCACUGCCCGUUCAUCGGCAACUGCGUCGGCGACGGCAACACCCGACACUUUCUGCUCUUCUGCCUGUACGUCGCGCUCGGGUGCGGUUGGUCCGUGGCGUGGGCAAUCGCGUGCGCUCGAGCAGACGCCGACGGGUACCGAGCCUUUCACGACGCCCUCUUCGACUACGACGCGUACGGCAAGCGCGCGCUCGCGAUCGCCGGCGAACGCGGCGGGUCGAUGGACGAUUUGGCGAAGGUGAACGGCGCGUCCGCGUUUUUCCAAGCGCUGUUCGCGUGGACCUACGCGACGCUCAAGGCGGCGAAGAUGAACGUCCGAGUCGCGUUUGAGCAAUCGCCGGCGUGGGUCAACGCGUGGGCGUUCGUGUGCACGAUCGGGGGCGUGAUAUGCGUCGCCACCGCGGGUCUGUUCGCGAGCACGUUGAACGCCGUGGCGUCGGGGGAGACGUACGUUGAGGCGCUGAAGAGUAGGUCCUCCUCGCGCGGCGGCGGAGGCGGAGGCGGAGCCGGGAGGAGCGCCGGGGUGGGGAUGGCGAGCGUCGGCGACGACGACGGGGGUGAGCUGAGGGACGUCGGGCGCGGGCGGGGCGUUCGCGGCGGCGGCGACGACGGCGGCGACGACUCGUGCGCCCGGGGGUGCACGGCGGCGUUUCGGUGCCUGAGCGGGUACUGCCCCUUUGUCACCGAAUUUUGCGGGUGUUGCUUUUGGUUUUGCGUGCCGAGCGAGUUUGGUCCGGCGCCGUGGUCGAAGAUAGGGAUGUUCCACCUGCGGCAGGUGUUCGGGAGCGGGCACCCGGCGUUUUGGGCGAUGCCCCGCGCGAGCCCGCCGCAGGGCGCGAGGGGAUCGUCGCAGCUGAAGAAGGAGUGA
This is a messenger RNA of Micromonas commoda, 1494 nucleotides long. RefSeq lists its product with no specific name. Gene Ontology annotation, molecular function: palmitoyltransferase activity. The transcript is spliced from 2 exons. The record is from RefSeq and is a predicted model, not a curated record. NCBI's taxonomy places the organism in Eukaryota, Viridiplantae, Chlorophyta, Mamiellophyceae, Mamiellales, Mamiellaceae. Bases 1 to 1494 code for a protein of 497 amino acids.